Molecule: messenger RNA, 583 nt
Organism: Raphanus sativus (radish)
Lineage: Eukaryota; Viridiplantae; Streptophyta; Magnoliopsida; Brassicales; Brassicaceae
Product: 30S ribosomal protein S16-1, chloroplastic
Exons: 3
Coding region: 58-399 (113 amino acids)
Biological process (GO): mitochondrial translation
Cellular component (GO): small ribosomal subunit; ribosome
Molecular function (GO): structural constituent of ribosome
Source: RefSeq, a predicted model, not a curated record
AAGGGGAUAACACACAAAUCCACCCCCAGCUUAAACCUCAGUCUCCAAGCAGUAGAAAUGACGGUGAAGAUCAGGCUCGCGCGUUUCGGUUGCAAACACCGACCCUUCUAUCGUCUGGUCGCGGCGGAUGACAAAUCGCGUAGGGACGGGAAACAAAUCGAGGUUUUAGGGUUUUAUGAUCCACUCCAAGGGAAGGACGAUGCGAACAGAGUGAGCCUCAAAUUCGACAGAAUCGAGUACUGGUUAUCGGUUGGAGCUCAGCCAACAGACUCAGUUGAAAACAUGCUUUUCAGGGCCGGUUUGAUUCCUCCAAAGUCAAUGGUUGUCGUUGGUUCCAAGAACGGACAAAAAUCCACCAACCACCAUGUUUCACCCAUUACAGGUGAGAUCUUGAACUAAGAGUGUGUGUGUGUAAUCAGCAAAGAGUUAAAGCUUUGUGUGUCUAUCUCAAAGGAGUUUGAUGUUAUGUUUGGUUUUUUUUGUUGUAUCUGGACAAAGAAGUUUGUUGAAUUCUCAAUAUGGAUUUGUAGCAUCCUAUGAACUGGGCUUCGAUUUCUUAAGUUGGAUUAAGCCCAUUAUGUUA